CUCUACGGGCGCCAGGUAGCUCCAUAUACGGAUUGGAGAGGCACUUUGCAGCCCCUCUGGCACUAAGUCUUGCUAGGGCGCACAGAGGGGCAGUGCCAUGUACGCUACUGACAAACGUAUGCUCCUGAACGAAGAGAACCAGACUUUGGUGUUCACUGUCACCACUGACCUAAUGAUGGGAACGUCUGGAAACAGCACCGACCACCAUAACGGAUCAGAUCCGUUUGCAAGGAACGAGGAGGUGGCACAAAUAGAGAUAAUGGUUCUGAGCAUCACCUUCGUGGUUGCUGUGAUUGGGAACGUAAGCGUCCUGCUGGCCAUGUACAACACAAAGAAGAAGAUGUCGCGAAUGCACCUUUUCAUCAAACACCUGAGCCUGGCCGAUCUGGUGGUUGCUUUCUUCCAGGUGCUGCCACAGCUGUGCUGGGAAAUCACCUUCCGCUUCUACGGCCCAGACUUUCUCUGCAGGAUUGUGAAGCACCUCCAGGUGAUGGGAAUGUUUGCGUCCACCUACAUGAUGGUCAUGAUGACCCUGGAUCGUUACAUUGCCAUCUGCCACCCUCUGAAAACCCUACAGCAAUCCACACGACGCUCGUACAUCAUGAUCAUCUCCACGUGGAUAUGUAGCCUGGUGCUCAGCUGUUCACAGUACUUCAUCUUCUCCCUGAGCGAGAUCCAGAACGGCUCGGGCGUCUACGACUGCUGGGCGCGCUUUAUCGAGCCAUGGGGCGCCAGGGCGUACAUCACCUGGAUAACCGUGGGCAUCUUUCUGGUGCCCGUGGUCCUUCUCAUGAUGUGCUACGGGUUUAUCUGCCACAGUAUUUGGAAAAAUAUUAAAUACAAGAAAAGAAAAACGACGGCUGGUGCGGCAAGCAGGAAUGGACUGAUUGGAAAGAACUCGGUCAGCAGCGUUACAACUAUCUCAAGAGCCAAACUGAGAACCGUUAAAAUGACUUUUGUGAUCGUUUUGGCGUACAUUGUUUGCUGGGCACCGUUUUUCAUCGUGCAGAUGUGGUCUGUGUGGGAUGAAAACUUCCAGUGGGAUGAUUCAGAGAACACAGCAGUGUCUCUGUCUGCACUCCUUGCCAGUCUCAACAGCUGCUGUAACCCGUGGAUAUACAUGAUCUUCAGUGGCCACCUCCUCCAGGAUUUUGUGCAGUGCUUCUCGUGUUGCCGCAAAAUCAACACCGACUUCAAGAAAGAAGACUCAGACAGUAGCCUCCGCAGAACGACUUUGCUCACUAAGAUGACCAAUCGGAGCCCAACAGCGAGAACCUUUUUUUCCAGGAAUCCUGAUGCUUUCAAAGGUUGUUGUGCCUCCCCGCAGUGCUGCCGAACACCCUUUCCUGUUAAAGUGUUUACAAAGAUAAAACCCAUAUAGCAGCCGAGAUGUGUGUAGUGAUGGUGAAAACGACUCUUCCAGACCACUCGUCUCCAAGUAACCAAGGCAGUCACCUCAUCCGUUGUGUUUAGCUUUCCGUUUUUCUUGUUUUUCUUAGAACCACAUUUUAGUGGCUUGUAAAUCUGAUUCGAACCUUUUGCUUUGACCUGAGGGAAAAAAGUAAAAUAAAAUAAAAUAAAGGGAAGCAUGUGGAGUUACAUUUAUCAGCCAGAUUUUUGUGGUUAUGUGCACUUUUAUGAUUUGUUGAAGGAAUUGUUUCAUGUUGCACAAGACAGUCCUAAAUUUGAUGGCUUUCAUUUCUGCUCAGCAUUGGUAAAUGAGAUCUCCUUCAAGUUUUAUAGACACACACACACACAGAUAGAACGCAGGGGGCUCUGAUGAAGUGAGACUGACCACUGCUGUUUAAGUCAGCCCACCUUCUCACAAACUGUUCCCAUGUCUUUCAUAAAAUCUUGGGAAGAAGCUCACACAUUCCACACACAACACGUCAGCACACUUCCUGAUUUUCCUCAGACAUCCUGCACCACUGGAGGUUCUGAGUUUUGGCUUCAUUUGCACUCGAGAUAAACAACUUCCUGGAAAUCAAUGUGAUAUGUGACACCAUAAUGGUUGUCGGAUUAAAAAUAAUCCCCCCCACCCCCACAAAAAAGCUAUAUUGAAUCAAGAUUGUACAUAGAUAUUGUGUAUAUAUGUGUGCACUGUGUAUCAAAGUAUGUACAUAUAAAUUCAAAUGUUGCAUAUUUGUAUAUUAAAAACACUUAAAUGUCUGUAAAUAGGAGUAAUAUAUGUAAAUCUAUGGGGCAUGAGUUGCUGGUCUGUAAUGGCUUGUGCAAAUCUUUAAGAGGUAACUUACUGUAACACCUUAUGUUGAAAUAUACACGCCAAUGUAUUAAUUAUUACGUUGUCUUUGUUCCUGUUUUUACUACAUGGAACAUUUCAUAGUUUGUGCUUCAUGAAGCUGGUGCACAGCCACAGAAAUUUAUGUGUGUUAUUUCUGUUGAAAAUGAAGUGCUUUGUGAAGUCAUGUCUCUUGCCAAUCUAAGCACUUGAAGCUUGCCAAGCUCUGGGAUUAUGCAACUGCUUGACCUUUCAAUUGAAAACGUGUGAAUGGGAAAUUCUGCUAAUGAGCAGCCUUUUGUCAACAUGUUGUCCACCCCCAUACUGAUGGAUAAUAUAUGUCCCAAUAGAAUGAAUAGCACCUUGUAAUAAAGUGAUAAAUCAUUGCAUUAAAAGGUCAUUU
Neolamprologus brichardi is the source of this 2642-nucleotide messenger RNA. RefSeq names its product arginine vasopressin receptor 1Aa (gene avpr1aa). Lineage: Eukaryota; Metazoa; Chordata; Actinopteri; Cichliformes; Cichlidae. Gene Ontology annotation, cellular component: plasma membrane. Gene Ontology annotation, molecular function: peptide binding; vasopressin receptor activity. Gene Ontology annotation, biological process: cellular response to hormone stimulus; positive regulation of vasoconstriction; regulation of systemic arterial blood pressure by vasopressin. The record is from RefSeq and is a predicted model, not a curated record.